AUGGACCGCAUGCGAAGGGAGGAACCGUCGACCGUUGAGAAGACACAAACGGACCACAUAGUCCCGGACACUGAUCGAGGCUUGGAGGAAAACAACUUCAGAAGCAUCGAUGAACUGGUGAACUCGAUUAAUCCCACUCUUGCGGCUGAAUCUUGCGAUUUAGACUGUACUCUGUCCACUGAGCAGACUCAACCAUCCCAGACGUCUACGUCCGGCAUGUUUCCCCUCGACGGACCGGCUGCCUUCGCGGAUACCGAUAAGCUGUCGUUUCUGGCUGAUAUCGUCAACGCCAAUCCGGUUCGACAUGGCAACUCUGUGCCACUUGAGCAAGCCUAUGCGAACUUGACCGAGGACCGACUGAAGAGGGCCGAGGCGGAGAUGCGGGAGACGAGGACUACGUCGGACCCCGACGUAUCGGUCUUGCUUCGCGAGCUGUCGAUCUUUGGCCAUGCACAGCCGCUCUCGAACGAAUCCCGUUUACUUAUGCGGAGGAAGAUACAAGCUCUAGACAUCCGCGCCGGUAUGCCUGCAAUCUGGAUUACCAUCAGUCCCAACGACAUUAAUAACCCGGUAAAGAUGAAGCUUGCCAUUCAUAGGCUCCACGAUUAUGAGUCUGCGAAGGAGCUUUUGGCCGAUCUCCGUGAAAAGUACGACAGGAUCGCCCUGAGCACCAUGGAUCCGGUUAGCUCGGCCAUCUUCUUCCACCGAGAAAUAUCCCUAUUCUUUGAAAAGUAUGUGAAUACAGGCCGGGAAUCGAUCUUCGGGAAGAUCAGCCACUACUACGCCACGGUGGAAACGAAUGAGCGAGGCAGCCUCCACUUGCAUGGACUCUGGCUGGACGGCAACAUGCGCUUACCGAACUUGAUAGACGACAUGGCCAAUCCCGCGGAAGAAGCAUAUCGCGCCCAGGUGAUUCGAUAUAUAGACUCCGUCUUUCAUGAGUGUCUAGAUGAAGAUGCCGGAAAAGCCGUGCGACAGGAGAGGAAGCCCAUCGAUCCCGUGGAGGAGGUCAUGACCAGCACCUCGGCUCUCACUGCGGCUUUUGAAGACGAAUCCAAUUUUAUCGCAUACUGUUGCCAAGUGCACUCCCACACAUACACCUGCCUUAAGUAUUCUUUGAAGGGGGUCAUCGACCGGGGGGCAGAUCAACAGAGACGGACAGCCUGCCGCUUCAAGGCACCGUGGAAGAUCGUCGAGCAGACAGGAUUCACAGAGGAUGGCUUGCUUCAGAUUCGGCGCAACCAUCCACUCGUCAACCGGUAUAACAAGUCGUUGGCGGUCGGCCUUCGCCACAAUCACGACGUCUCGAUGAUCUUGACCAAGACCAAGGGCCUGGCCAUGGUGUACUACAUCACGAACUACGCCACCAAGCUGGAUACGCCGAUGUGGAAGCGCAUUGCUCUCGCCACCGAGGUUGCCCGCCAACUUCGCGAGGCCGGUCGUCCGACGUCUCGCGCGCCAGGUCCCGCCCUGCCCGACGAGAGGCACCAGGCGGUAUUGAACGAAAGCCGUCAAUUCCUGAUGAGAACGGCAAAUCGCAUCUUCUCCGAGCGACAACUCUCGGCUGUCGAGACUACGGCCGGGCUAGUCCCGCUCGACGGCGGCGAAGGCCCGGCGGCCCUCCAUGUCGGCUGGGGCCAGGUAUCCUGCGGAGCCCCCUUGCUUCCGGCCGAGGCUGCAGCCAAACCUAUCCCGUUCGACGGCAGUGAAGGACCGGCGGCCCUCCAUGUCGGCUGGGGCCGAAUGUCCCGUGGAGCGUCCGAACUUCUCGUCUGCGGCGGCGAGGGCCCGGCGGUCUCCGCCGUCGGCAGAGACCGGAUUUCUCUCGGUGCGCGCUGGCCUUUCCCUGAGGCCGAGACGGCGCUGGGCCCGCCCAGCGGCAGCCAGUGCCCCGCCGCCCUCGGUGUAGGCGGCAGCCAAGUUGCCGCCGCACUCGGUGUCGGCUGA
Molecule: messenger RNA, 1947 nt
Organism: Hirsutella rhossiliensis
Lineage: Eukaryota; Fungi; Ascomycota; Sordariomycetes; Hypocreales; Ophiocordycipitaceae
Product: ATP-dependent DNA helicase PIF1
Exons: 4
Coding region: 1-1947 (648 amino acids)
Source: RefSeq, a predicted model, not a curated record